CCGCCACCGCAGCUGCUGCUAGGACGGGCCGGGGGGGCCAGGCUGCCUUCCCUCUGGCUCUCCCCUCUGUGCCCUGGCUCCGGAGGGGGUGGGCCCCUGAGCCACUCAGCUGGCGGGCUGAGCUGUCUCCUGCCUCCAGCCAGGCCCUCCUGUCCUGACCCAGCCUGAGCCACACGAAGCUCCAUCCCAAGUGCUUUUGAGUGGCUGUUUUGUGUGUCCUCGCCGUCUUGCGUCUCUAAUUUCUGUUUCUGUGUGGUGAGAGUCUGCUUUAGCUUUGCGCGCUUUACAGUGGAGGGGCUGCUGGAUAGUGGGGUUGGGGGUGAUUCUUGCAUUGUGAGGGGUGGACUAGAUGACUCAUGGGCUCCCUUCCAAAGCCUGACGGCCUUUUAUAGCUGCUCUUCGCUUAGCAGGGUGGCUGCUGCUUUCCUUUGGGGCGGCAGUCUUGCCGCAGAAUGCAGAGCAGGUGCCCAAAGGGGACGCCUUUGGAUCCUUGAGGAGGGUUGUGGGGCCAGCCCUUCUGCUCCCCCAGAAAAGAAAGCCCAGCCACUGCAUGCUGUUUUCCUUGAGGGGGGGGGUCCAUUACAAGCAACCUGAGCCUUGAAAAUCACAUGGGAGUUGAAAGUGGGCGGUUGUCACUCUGUCCAAUUGGCUGCCUGUGCUUUGGACAAAGGGAACCUUCCUGACCACCUGGGGGGGGUCUUAGGCGACCCUGAGGAGGCAAGGGGGUGCUCCCCACACCUGCCAGAAACCAGUGGCUGCGAGUGUGGCGGGAGGAACUCUGCAUCCUUGCUGCCUGUAUUCUGGGCAUCCUUUCCAUGAGCGCUUCCUGCAUGAGGGGGCGCUAGACUAGAUGUCCCUUGUGGGGGGUCCCCUUCCAGGUCUCUGAAUCAGUGGGGCAGCCUAAAUUGUUCAGGUUCCCCUCGCCCCGCAGUCGUGAGCAGAUGAUGCUGCUGCGAGGAGGAGAGGGGCGAGGAAGGCUGUCUGGGAGACGGGGGCGCGCGGCGCGCUCCGGAGGAUGCUCAGCUGCUCCCUUCUGCUCGGCUCGCGGGGUCGGCCCAGGUCAGCCUCCUCCUCCCGGGCGGGAGAUGCGUGCAGCUCGGCAUGUCUGGCUGCGCCCCUCCCGGGCGCGCAUUCAUUCAUGGAGCACGUAGCCGGCUACUCUUAAAGGGGCGACAGGAGGCGGCCCGCACUUGCCUUCCUCCGGCUCCCUCCUUCCGUGGCUUCGGCGGCGCCCCGCUCCUUGAAAUACCGAAAGAAACAGAGCAGGACUAGGACUUCUCUGGAUGCAGCCUGGAAGAGCAUUCGCCCUUUUUGCUGCUGCCUCACACGGUGGACUCGCGUGAAGCUUGUGGUCCAGCGAGACCCCGAGAUCCUUUUCACAUGCCUGCCAGUGAGCCAGGCGUCCCCCGCCUCAGGGCCGGAUUGCGGUUUGAUGAGGCCCUCAGCUCCUUUCCUUUAUGUGCCCAGCUGCCCGUUGUCAACAACAAACUGUCGCUGUUUUUUGUGUUGAAUGCAGUAUAUGCUGUAUGGUAACUUUGGGGGCCCCAAGAGAGGGGGACCCUAAGCUACAGCUUGUUUAGCUUAUACCUAAAUCCGGCGCUGCCCGUCCUAUCUUUGGGCACCUGCUUCUUCCUGCCUAAGUGCAGAAACCAGCAUUUGUCCCUGUUGAAAUUCAUGUUCUUAGCUUGCGCCCAGUUCUCCAAUCUGUUCCGGUCAUUUUGAAUUCUGAUUCUGACUCGACGGUGUGAUGUUCAGAAAGCCUUCCCCUCAGAGCCCUAGAAUUGCAGAGAUGGAAGCACCCAAGGGUCAUCUAGUCCAACCCCGGCAAUGCAGGCAUCCCUGCCAAAGCAUCCCUCCUACGAGGGAGAGACGCCGCUGCUUCCGAGGAAGAACAGCUCUUCCUGUCGAAAGACAGAAUUUCGUUUCUUAGCCUUUGGAUCCAAUGGUUCGGGACAGGUUCUCCCUUCCGGAGCAGCUGGAAAUGAGCCCGUCCGAUAUUGGCAUACGGAGCGGCGCCCCCUCCCCUGUCCCUUGCCGGCUGGGGUCCCCACCCCUCCCCGGAGCAGGCUGGCGUCGCCCUUUUAAGGCGCGAGGGUGCCCGGCGCUUCUGUUUACAGAAGGGAGCCGGCUGGGCGUCACGUGGCCUCCAGCUGGCCGGCUGGCUAAUGGGACGGGCACCUGCCUGGCACCGGAGGGAGCCCAGGCAGCGGAGCGAUGGAGGCGCCCCGGGAAGACGCCCUGCAGAGCUCCUGGGUGGAGGUGCCCCCACUUGACCUGGAGGAGCCCCCCACGCCGGCCUGUGCGCCCCACCGCGACAUGGAACGGAUCCUGCUGGAAGCGCAGCUGGAGAUGGAGCCGCCGCGGGCCGAGGGCUCCUUCCGUGCACUGAAGGCGCCUGGUGUGGAGGACCUGAGCCCAGGGCAGAGGGAAGACGCUGAAGGGUCUGUCCAGCUGGGGACCCUGCCCUGGUCGUGGCCCAGCCCCCCUGAGCACCAAAAGGAGCUGGCCUGCCUGCCCCCUGCGUGUGCCCCCCUGCUCAGCCCAGUUCUACACAGGAGGAGGGGGUUGCGGGACCCCCAGCUGCUGCUUCUGGUCAUCCCCUCUCUGCUGCUCAGCCACGUCUUGGCCUUUGGCCUUGGCAUUUGUAUCGGGAAGCGUCUGGCUGCCUCCCCAUCAAGCAGCCUGUGAGAAGACGCGAGGGGCCUCCUGGGACACCCCACCCCCCACCCCAGCUCCCCUUUCUCCACGCUCCCCACCAAACUGUUGCACGGCCCCGUCUUGCCCAAGACCACCUGAGAAGCGGUGCAGAGCCCGGCAUCAAACCUGAUACCCUCACCCACCCACUUCCGUGUACACAACCUUCCUUGCCUCUGCUGUGGGGCCCAGCCUUCAUAAAGACUUAGCCCCAAAGCCCCCUCUCCACUUUCCCUGCUGCAGUGGGGCAGAGGGGAUUGGGUUGCUGGACUCCAGUGGCGCGGCAGCAGCUCCCUUCCUCCCCCUCCUCUCCCAGCUAGCAGCUGGGAGUUAGAGCCUGGACACAUCUGGAAGGCCACACCUGGAGGUUGUGCUACCCCCCCCACCAUGUCAAUCCAAGGAGCUUCGGAAAGACAAUCUGCAGCAAAGCAUGGCAGCUGAUCUACUGGAACAUGCCGUUGCUUCAUUCAAAAUAAAUCCUGUUUUUCAAAAUCCUA
Messenger RNA from Podarcis muralis (Common wall lizard), 3191 nucleotides. NCBI's taxonomy places the organism in Eukaryota, Metazoa, Chordata, Lepidosauria, Squamata, Lacertidae. The record is from RefSeq and is a predicted model, not a curated record.